Molecule: messenger RNA, 211 nt
Organism: Funneliformis mosseae
Lineage: Eukaryota; Fungi; Glomeromycota; Glomeromycetes; Glomerales; Glomeraceae
Source: the annotation of a GenBank genome assembly
GACAUUAUUAGAACUUAACGAAAAUGAUCGAUCUUUUCAGUGUAGUACCGCAACUUGUACUUUUGUGACUGAUUCUGGAGAAUUUGUUAAUGAAAAUAAACAUGAGACAAAUAAAUGCUUAAAUGUAAAUCAACUGUCAAAUUAUAGAUUUAUAUUACCUCACCCACCACUUCAACAAUUAUGUAUUAAUUAUAUGUCAAAAAAAUUAUAG